UGAACGCAUCACUUCAGUUAGCCUGGCAUCGCCGUUAUUCGGACCAAGCUGUCACUCACGCUCCCUCAGAUAUCUUCUUUCCCCCGUAACUGUUCCUCGCCAAAACCUGAAACAGGAUAACAGCGCAAGAUUCUGACACGGAGAGGCGGACUUCAAAGAUUUUUUCCUCUGCGGCUACAACACCUCAUAAGAUGAAACUAGGUGGAGGCUGGGUGUGGCGGCUGCUGUUCCUGUCCUCGCUGGCCGUGGCGGCCAUGGCGUCCAGCGACGAGCCUUCUGAGGCGGACGUUCUGGACGGCGAUGGCGACAUGCGCCUUGACGAGGAGGAAAUGCAGGUUCUGAUGGCGGACGAUGACGAAGAGGAGGAGGCGAUGGUGGCGGAUGAAGAGCAGUUUGAUGAGGAUAAAGAUGGAGAUGAAACGUCUGAAACUGACGCCAAUGUCACCUUCCAGGUAACAUACAAGACUCCUGUUCCCACUGGAGAUGUAUACUUUGCAGAAACCUUUGACGAUGGGUCACUGGACAGAUGGCAGCCAUCAAAAACAACGAAGGAGGAUGCAGAUGAUGAAAUCGCCAAAUAUGAUGGAAAGUGGAUGGUGGAGCCGCUAAAGGAGAACAAGGUUCCCGGAGACCAAGGCCUGGUGCUCAAGUCCCGGGCCAAACACCACGCCAUAGCAGCCAUGCUGGACAAACCCUUUGUCUUCCAGGAUGAACCUCUGGUUGUCCAGUAUGAGGUGAAUUUCCAAGAUGGUAUUGACUGUGGUGGAGCAUACAUCAAGCUGCUGUCUGACUCUGGCAGCCUCAGUCUGGAACAGUUCCAUGACCGUACACCUUACACCAUCAUGUUUGGCCCUGACAAAUGCGGAGAAGACUACAAACUGCACUUCAUCUUCCGCCACAAAAACCCCCUGAACAAAGACAUGGAGGAGAAACACGCCAAGAGGGCCGACGUGGACCUGAAGAAGUUCUACACCGACAAGAAGACUCACCUCUACACUCUGGUCCUGAACCCAGACAACAGCUACGAGAUGUUCAUCGAUCAGUCGAGCGUGAGCCGUGGCAACCUGCUGUACGACAUGGUGCCUCCUGUCAACCCGCCAAAGGAGAUCGACGAUCCAAAUGACUCCAAGCCGGACGACUGGGACGAGAGGGCCAAGAUCCCUGACCCCGAGGCUGUGAAGCCUGAUGACUGGGACGAGGAUGCUCCUGCAAAGAUUGAGGAUCCUGACGCCUUGAAGCCAGAAGGAUGGCUGGAUGACGAGCCAGAGUUCGUUUCCGACCCAAAUGCAGAGAAACCAGAGGACUGGGACGAGGAGAUGGACGGGGAGUGGGAGGCCCCGCAGGUUCCUAACCCAUCCUGUGAGACGGCUCCUGGCUGUGGCGAGUGGAAGCGGCCGAUGAUCAACAACCCUCAGUAUAAGGGCAAGUGGAAAGCCCCUCUGAUUGACAACCCCAACUAUCAGGGAGUCUGGAAGCCGCGCAAAAUGAUGAACCCAGAAUAUUUUGAGGACCUGCAGCCGUUCAGGAUGACUCCGUUUAAGGCUUUGGGCCUGGAGCUGUGGUCCAUGACCUCAGACAUUUACUUCGACAACUUCAUCAUCACUUCUCACAAGGAGGUGGCUGACCGCUGGGCCUCAGACAGCUGGGGGCUGAAGAAACUGGUGGCCAGCGCCAACGAGCCGGGGAUAUUUUCUCAGCUGCUGAUGGCAGCGGAGGAGAGACCUUGGCUUUGGAUAAUCUACAUCCUGACAGUCGGUCUGCCCGUCGGACUGGUGGUGCUCUUCUGCUGGCCAAAGAAACCAGUAGAUGACUACGUAUACAGACGGGUCGAACAACCCCAGUCUCACAUAGAAGAGGAAGAAGAGGAGGAAGAGGGAGGAGAAGCAGAUGAGGAAGAGAAGGAAGCUGGAGCUGGAGAACCAGCAGCAGCACAAGACGAAGGGGAGAGCCAGGAGAAUAACGGACAGGGAGACAAUCAAGUGGGGGCUGAUAAUGAAGAAGAAGAGAUGGAGGAGGAAGAGGAAGAAGAAGAAGAAUCGGAGGAAAACAAAACUCCAGAAAGAACAUUAGAAGAUGAGCAGAAAGAUGGAGGCGACGUCGCUGGAGAGAGCCACAAACAAGCUGUCAGAAAGAGGAGGGUACGGAAAGACUGAGGCGAGCCCAACGUCUGCUGUCUCUUCCUCUCUGAAAGGGGUCUUCUCUGUUGUAGCUGCUCCCUCCUCUCUGAGCGGAGCAGCACGGCGUUUCCUCCAACCCCAACGGUAGCCUGCAGUCACCUGGCUGCCCCAUCUGUGUCUCAGCUCCACCCGCCCCACUCUGCCCAGGUUUGCAGCCUCACAGACCCACGCACCCCGUCCCGCGCCUCUCCUUCCUCCCGUCCGCUCAGCCGGAUGAGCUUCCCGGAGGUUACGCGUUACUUCCUCCGCCACUUCUAGCUUCCAUUGAUAGUUUUUUUUUUUCUUCCCCCACCCCCACAACCUUAUUCUAUUCCAGAAGUCGUCAAAAAGUCGGCGUCUUCCACCUCUGUUUUUCACUUUUUCUCUUCAUAAACCAUCAGUUUAUGAAAGCAGCAGAGCCCCAACACAGCUGAUCACCUUUUUUUUUUACCGCAUAUCGGAGGGGCCCUCUCUGAGGUUAUUCACGUAAAUCCUUGAUUUGAGGGGAAAACUUUGAAGUUCUUGUUUUAAAAAUGUUCGAAAACUGAGCUGAGAGCGAAGGUUAAGAUUCAUCUCAACUUAGUUAAAAGAUUCCAGAUAAAAUGCAUUGCUAGUCUACAUUUUAGUUAGUUUGUAAUGAGCAUCUGUUACUUUAUUUUUUUUUGUGUGUUGAGUUGAAAAUUUGCUCCGCUGUUCUAUUUAUUGGUUUCGACUUGACUGUUUCUCACCAGUAUGAAUAAAGGUUUUAAUAUUAAAGUGUUUUAAGGCUUGAGGCAACUUUCCACAAAUAUGUGCCACUGAUGUGCUUACUGUGAGCAGAGGUCUGUGAAAUAUUUAAAUUGAAAAUAGAAAACUGACAGUCAAUGCUUGCAGCUAAAGUAGCAUUAUUUCUUUGCCUUGGCAGGAAUAAAAUAAAAAUUAAAAAAACC
Xiphophorus hellerii (green swordtail) is the source of this 3085-nucleotide messenger RNA. RefSeq names its product calmegin (gene clgn). NCBI's taxonomy places the organism in Eukaryota, Metazoa, Chordata, Actinopteri, Cyprinodontiformes, Poeciliidae. Gene Ontology annotation, biological process: protein folding; ERAD pathway. Gene Ontology annotation, cellular component: endoplasmic reticulum; endoplasmic reticulum membrane. The transcript has 15 exons. Bases 192 to 2153 code for a protein of 653 amino acids. Gene Ontology annotation, molecular function: calcium ion binding. The record is from RefSeq and is a predicted model, not a curated record.